AACAGCUGAUCGCGAGUUUUUGGGAUUGAAGAUACCGCAGCAGAGCGGUCUUAGCCGUCCAAGUGACACCACAAACAAAAAAAAGAUACCGCAGCAGGGGGUUUGUAGUCACUAUCAUUCCAUUUCACAGUGUGUGUCCACAUGCGAAGCCGUAGACAGCCAGCAGCCCCGUUCACAGAAGCCAAGUGCUGAGUUGAGCGCUGCGGAAUAGUAUCAGCAUAUAGUGAAUUUCUAGUGCUAGUUCAAUUACAAUCUAGUUUAUACAGGUUCGGUGCAAUAAUCUCCAUAGACCAGUUACUGAUAGUGCAGCAGUGCAUCACCAUUGCAGUUCGUUCUCAAGUGCAACAGGAAGCAGUGAGAACCAGCACCUCGUGAGCGAUUCCUUCUUCCUUAUUUGAAGUACUUUAAAAUAUCAGCGUAACUAUGACGGAAUUCCAAACCAAGUAUAACAUUAUAGAUGAGAAACCUCCAUUCAAUGCCCCCCUCAAGGCUCAGUAUAAGCAAGGCUUCGCGUUCUACACGAUGAAGGAACGCCUGCCGAUAAUCCUGACGCAGGUGAUCGAUCAGCUAUCCAAGGACAAGGAGCAAAUCGUGCAGCACUUUGGUGAGGACGCCCGCGAGGAACUCAAGCAAGCGAUCGGUGAGAUCUCCAAGCUCAAGUACGAACUGCAGACGGAUAAGGAGUUUACGCCAAUUGCGACCGAACUGGGCGACGAGCAGGUGUGGAACGAUUUCAUCGCUGGACUCGGCAACGAUAACAGCUACUACUCGGCUUGCUGGCUGUACGCGGAGACCUACAUGUACCGGCGGUUGAACAACAUCUUCGAGAGCACAACCUUGCUGAAGAAGCUGGAUUACUUCCAACAGCAGAAGCACAAGUCGUUAACGAACUCCUACGAUGCGAUGGGCGCCGUGAUGCAAUCGAUAGAACACUUCAAUAGUGAGAAGGCUAGCAAGAGCGAGGCGGAAAUUGGGGAGUUCUUCGUAAAGAUGUUGAAGCUCAACCUGUGGGGCAACCGGUGCGAUCUCUCCCUCACUGCCGGCCAGGACUAUCAACAGGACGGCGAUCCUUUAAGCUUGCUGGAAUCCUGCAACAGCUACAUCGUCAGCGAUCACAGUCCGGCCGUCUGGGACCACGUGCGACAGCUGAAAGCCAGUAGUCCCGUCGUGAUCGACAUCGUCAACGACAACUCCGGCUACGAGCUGUUUACCGAUCUCUGCCUGGCGGACUUCAUCAUCGAGCACGGGCUGGCGUCGCGGGUCAACUUCAAUGUGAAGGCAAUCCCGUGGUACAUCUCGGACGUCACUCCCAAAGACAUGCAGUGGACGCUGAGCACACUGAUGGCGCACGAAAACCCGCUUCUGUCCGCAUUUGGCCAUCGGUUACAGUCCCGGUUCGAUGCCGGAACGCUCCAUCUGAAAGAAGUGAACAACUUCUGGACGUCGCCCUACGAGUUCCACCGCAUGCAGGACAUCGAACCGACAUUGUAUCGCGAAUUGGGCCAGUCCGACCUGCUGAUCUUCAAGGGCGAUCUGAACUACCGAAAACUGCUGGGAGAUUUCAACUUCCCCUACACGACACCAUUCCGGGACGCGCUGCGGGGGUUCCAUCCGACGGCACUGUGCUCGCUGCGAACGGUCAAGGCGGACCUAAUUUGCGGACUGACGGAAGGGCUUUCGGACAAACUGGACGCCAAGGAUAGCUGCUGGAUGACAACCGGCGAGUAUGCCGUGAUCCAGUUUACCGGCAAAUGAGAGGCGUUUGAGUCGAGUUUUUGUUUUACUUUGAACGGAAGUUUUUAGUGUAUUUUUAUUUUUAAAUAUCAUGGUUUGAAAAACCUGUUUUCAAAGAUUUUUAUAACAAAUUUAGAUAUCUGUUGGUCAGUUAUGUGUCUCUCUUCAUAUUAGUCAAACGUAAAACAAAUUUGAAUGUAAUAGUUACGUGCUUGUCAGUGCAAAUAAAUUACUAAUAAAUACCA
Molecule: messenger RNA, 1979 nt
Organism: Aedes aegypti (yellow fever mosquito)
Lineage: Eukaryota; Metazoa; Arthropoda; Insecta; Diptera; Culicidae
Product: protein-glutamate O-methyltransferase
Exons: 6
Coding region: 424-1755 (443 amino acids)
Biological process (GO): DNA damage response
Cellular component (GO): nucleus; cytoplasm
Molecular function (GO): phosphatase activity
Source: RefSeq, a predicted model, not a curated record